AUGUUGACAACUUUGGAGCCUCAAGUGUUGGUCAUUGGAAUGUCCCUAACUUCCUACAUUUUUGCUUGGGGUUUGGACAAGGUCUACAAGACUGGAAUUAUUGACAAAUGCUUUUCGUUGGAAUAUAUUAGAGGGAGCUACAAGACUUUGUCAUCUGAUUCUUUCAACUUUGCAGUGAAGGACAUCCACGCUGGGAAAAUCGUAUUGAUACAAUAUUUCUACCGAGAGCAAAGCGGCGUGGAUUCGGCUUUUGGACAGAGUCUGGUGCGGUAA
Messenger RNA from Notodromas monacha, 273 nucleotides. NCBI's taxonomy places the organism in Eukaryota, Metazoa, Arthropoda, Ostracoda, Podocopida, Cyprididae. The record is from the annotation of a GenBank genome assembly.